This is a messenger RNA of Juglans regia (Persian walnut), 4326 nucleotides long. RefSeq names its product probable cellulose synthase A catalytic subunit 3 [UDP-forming]. Gene Ontology annotation, molecular function: cellulose synthase (UDP-forming) activity. The transcript has 14 exons. The record is from RefSeq and is a predicted model, not a curated record. Gene Ontology annotation, cellular component: plasma membrane; trans-Golgi network. The coding region runs from base 470 to 3739 and encodes 1089 amino acids. Lineage: Eukaryota; Viridiplantae; Streptophyta; Magnoliopsida; Fagales; Juglandaceae. Gene Ontology annotation, biological process: cellulose biosynthetic process; plant-type primary cell wall biogenesis.
UUGUAUGAAUUAUUGGAGUUGGAGGAGAGGAAGAACAAGAUACUGUUUUUAUUUUCUAUUUUCAAGGGAAGAAGGAAAGGACCUGUUGAUAUUGAUUGAAAUGGGAAGCAAGGAAUGAUAAGAGAGAGAAAGAGAGAGGGCCACAAAAAGGCGAAGAAGCUGUGGCUCUUUUCGUGUUUGAGGAAAUCUGAGACUACUCUACUCUCUGAGAGGAAGUAAAAAGAAACCUUCUUUACUUAAGACACCAAUGGCAGGUGGUUUGUAGAUUAGGGAGUAGCUUCACCGAUACUGGGUCUGCCUUUUUUUAAAACCCCCCCAUUCUUUUGGUUGUUUGCUGGGAAAAUGCCAUUUGUUGCGCCCUGUCUGAUGGGUUUAAUUCCUCCCAAGUCUCAAGUCUAGUGUCCAAAGAAUUAGAUCGCGGCGUGGACAGAUCUGGGCGUUCUGUAAUAAAUAAGCAGCUAGAGCGAGAAUGGAGGCCAGUGCGGGAUUAGUGGCGGGCUCUCACAACCGGAACGAACUCGUUGUCAUCCGCCGUGACGGUGAAUCUGGCCCGAGGCCAUUGCAACAGUUAAGUGGACAAAUUUGCCAGAUAUGCGGAGACGACGUAGGACUAACUGUUGACGGAGAGUUGUUCGUGGCCUGCAACGAGUGCGCCUUUCCCAUCUGUAGAACUUGCUACGAGUAUGAGCGCAAAGAAGGAAAUCAAGUCUGCCCUCAGUGCAAAACCAGAUUCAAGCGCCUCAAGGGGUGUGCCAGAGUUGAGGGGGACGAAGAGGAAGAUGAUAUCGACGACGUCGAGAAUGAAUUCAAUUUCGAUGCGAGGAAUAGACAGGAAAUGCACCAUGCCUUUGCCGCCGAUGCGAUGCUUCAUUAUGGCCGUGCCUCCGACUCCGAUCUCCAUCAUGGCCUUCAUUUUACACCCCAAGUUCCUCUCCUUACCAACGGUCAAAUGGUUGAUGAUAUUCCUCCUGAACAACAUGCUUUGGUUCCUUCAUUCCCCGGUGGUGUUGGUGGAGGCAAACGGAUCCACCCUCUUCCUUUCUCGGAUCACGCCCUCCCAGUGCAACCCAGGUCCAUGGAUCCUUCCAAAGAUUUGGCUGCUUAUGGAUAUGGCAGUAUUGCUUGGAAGGAAAGGAUGGAGAGCUGGAAGCAAAAACAAGACAAGCUGCAGAUGAUGAAGAAGGAAAAUUCCGGCAAAGAUUGGGACCCUGAUGGGGAUGGCCCGGAUCUACCACUCAUGGACGAGGCAAGACAACCAUUGUCUAGGAAGAUGCCUAUUCCAUCAAGCCAAAUCAACCCUUACCGGAUGAUCAUCAUAAUCCGACUUGUUGUUCUUGGAUUCUUCUUCCAUUAUCGAGUUUUGAAUCCUGUAAAAGAUGCUUAUGCAUUGUGGCUCAUAUCUGUAAUAUGUGAGAUCUGGUUUGGAAUUUCGUGGAUUCUUGAUCAAUUCCCAAAGUGGCUCCCUAUUGACAGGGAAACUUAUCUCGAUAGGUUGUCACUUAGGUAUGAGAAGGAAGGCCAACCUUCUCAACUUUCUCCGGUUGAUAUAUUUGUGAGUACUGUUGAUCCAUUAAAAGAACCUCCUCUGGUGACAGCAAACACAGUUCUUUCCAUCCUUGCUGUGGACUACCCUAUUGACAAGAUCUCAUGUUAUGUUUCUGAUGAUGGUGCUGCUAUGCUGACAUUUGAGGCAUUGUCGGAAACAUCUGAGUUUGCAAAGAAGUGGGUUCCUUUCUGUAAGAAGUUCAACAUUGAGCCGCGGGCGCCAGAAUGGUACUUUGCUCAAAAGAUGGAUUACCUUAAAGAUAAGGUGCUUGCAUCAUUUGUAAAGGAGCGGAGAGCAAUGAAGAGAGAGUAUGAAGAGUUUAAAGUUCGAAUCAAUGCUUUGGUUGCCAAGGCCCAAAAGGUCCCAGAAGAAGGGUGGACAAUGCAGGAUGGGACUCUGUGGCCUGGAAAUAAUGUCCGGGAUCAUCCUGGGAUGAUUCAGGUGUUUCUUGGCCAAAGUGGAGGGCAUGACACGGAUGGAAAUGAAUUACCACGCCUGGUAUAUGUUUCUAGAGAAAAGAGACCUGGGUUUAAUCACCACAAAAAGGCUGGAGCAAUGAAUGCUUUGGUCAGAGUCUCUGCUGUGCUGACAAAUGCUCCUUAUCUGUUGAACUUGGAUUGUGAUCACUACUUCAACAAUAGUAAGGCUCUUAGAGAGGCAAUGUGUUUCAUGAUGGAUCCGUUACUGGGAAAGAGGGUGUGCUACGUACAGUUCCCACAAAGGUUUGAUGGUAUUGACAGGCAUGAUCGAUACGCAAACCGGAACACCGUAUUCUUUGAUAUUAACAUGAAAGGUUUGGAUGGCAUUCAAGGACCAAUAUAUGUUGGGACUGGUUGUGUCUUCAGAAGGCAGGCAUUCUAUGGUUUUGCUGCUCCUAAAGCAAAGAAGCCACCAACCAGGACAUGCAACUGUUUGCCGAAGUGGUGCUGUUGCUUAUGUUCUGGGAAAAGGAAGAAGAAGAAGACUAACAAACCUAAAUCUGAUAUGAAGAAGAAAAACUCUAGUUUGGGAGCAUCUGCACCUGUGUGUGCUUUGGAGGGUAUUGAAGAGGGCAUUGAAGGAGUUGAAGGAGAAAAGUUUACUCUGAUGCCUGGACAGAAGUUGGAAAAGAAGUUUGGACAAUCUUCUGUGUUUGUUGCAUCUACUCUGCUAGAGGACGGUGGGACACUGAAAAGUGCUAGCCCAGCGUCUCUGCUUAAAGAAGCCAUCCAUGUCAUCAGCUGUGGCUAUGAAGAUAAAACUGAAUGGGGAAAAGAGGUCGGCUGGAUCUACGGUUCAGUUACAGAAGAUAUAUUGACAGGUUUUAAAAUGCACUGCCAUGGAUGGCGAUCAAUAUAUUGUAUCCCUGAUAGGCCUGCAUUCAAAGGAUCUGCUCCCAUUAAUCUUUCUGAUCGUCUAAAUCAAGUCCUUCGAUGGGCACUUGGUUCUGUUGAAAUAUUUUUGAGCAGGCACUGUCCUCUCUGGUAUGGAUAUGGAGGAGGUUUGAAGUGGUUAGAGCGCCUAUCUUAUAUAAAUGCUACUAUAUACCCAUGGACAUCAAUUCCUCUGCUUGCUUAUUGUACUCUACCUGCUGUGUGCUUGCUCACAGGAAAAUUCAUUACUCCUGAGCUCAGCAACGUUGCUAGUUUGUGGUUUCUGUCUCUUUUCAUUUGUAUCUUUGCAACUAGUAUACUGGAAAUGAGAUGGAGUGGAGUUGGUAUUGAUGAGUGGUGGAGAAAUGAGCAGUUUUGGGUGAUUGGAGGAGUUUCAGCACAUUUAUUUGCUGUAUUCCAGGGGCUCUUAAAGGUUUUAGCUGGUGUGGAUACGAACUUCACUGUGACAUCAAAAGCAGGAGAUGAUGAAGCAUUCUCAGAGCUGUAUGCAUUUAAGUGGACCACCUUGCUCAUUCCACCAACAACCCUGCUAAUAAUAAACCUGAUUGGCGUGGUUGCAGGAGUCUCCAAUGCAAUAAAUAAUGGUUAUGAGUCUUGGGGACCUCUCUUUGGAAAGCUCUUCUUUGCCUUCUGGGUGAUUGUUCAUCUCUAUCCUUUCCUAAAGGGUCUGCUGGGCAGGCAGAACAGGACUCCCACGAUUAUCAUUGUCUGGUCGAUUUUGCUUGCUUCCAUCUUCUCCCUCUUGUGGGUUCGAAUCGAUCCGUUCUUGGCCAAGUCUGAUGGUCCACUUUUAGAAGAAUGUGGAUUGGACUGUAACUAGCAGGACAUUUACCUCCUUGGACUGGUAGUGGUCGAUGAUAGAUCAUAGAAAUUUAUCUUUUGGAUUGAUGAUACAACCAAGAAAAAUAUGUUUGGUGUGAUGGGGUCUGCGAGCUGUAGAUUACUUGUGUGUAUGGACAUGGAUGCCUCGUUUCAACUCCUCGUUCCAUCUCUUCGUUAGAGGGAAAUACCUGACGAGUCAAAGAUGAUCUUGGCUCUGUUGAUUGGUGGUGGGAGGACUUUUGUAAACCAGCUACAUCAGUGCUCUCAUUUCAUUCUUUAUAUUCAGUUUGAUUUAUAUGGGAAGAGGUACUGCAAUUCACACCACAGCUGCUGUGUAUUAUUUAUUCACACGGGUCACUUUCGCUUCCUUUCUUCUCUCUUUAUUUGAUUCUCAAUAAAAGUGGCCAUGUCGUGCUGCUUGUAAGUUGUAACUACAGAGCCAAAACUCAAACUUCUGGGACAGUUUUCUGAGUGCUGGGGCUUAUUCGUUUCGCCAUUUUUGUUACCGUUGCCUCUAAAUGUAGCAGCUAGCUAUGUUAUGGAACCAUCAAAGUAUCAGAAAAAAACUCAUAAAAGUUUUCAUUC